Molecule: messenger RNA, 1677 nt
Organism: Serendipita indica DSM 11827
Lineage: Eukaryota; Fungi; Basidiomycota; Agaricomycetes; Sebacinales; Serendipitaceae
Source: the annotation of a GenBank genome assembly
AUGCCCGGCGUCGGCACCCUCGUCAUGGGUGGCACAAACAUGGACAGGGGCAAGAAAUCAUCUGCUGUUGGUAUUAUGAUGGCCUCGUUUGCUGCCUUUGGUGCGUCUUUUAUCUUCAUCCUGUUCGGCUUCGACACUGGUGUCAUCUCCGGAGUAAAGGAAAUGAACGCCUGGCUCAAGACAUUUGGCUACGAAACCUCUCCCGGCAGUGGCCAAUACACCAUUUCCACCCAAACAGAAGCCCUCGUCGUCUCCAUCCUUAGCGCAGGCACCUUUGUUGGUGCUCUCCUCGGUGCACCCAUGGCCGACUUGCUGGGCCGUAAAAACGGUAUCCUCCUCGCCUGCAUCGUCUUUGCCGCAGGCAUCAUCCUACAAGCCUCUGUCGUCAGCGUCGACUUGUUCAUCGUUGGUCGUCUUGUCGCUGGUCUCGGAGUAGGCAUGGUCUCGUGUUUGGUACCAAUGUACCAGGCAGAAUCUUCUCCCAAAUGGAUUCGUGGUGCCGUCGUUGCCGGCUACCAGUGGGCCAUUGUUACCAAGGACCGGACCGAUAUGAGCGCGUUUCGGAUUCCAAUUCUCAUCCAGCUCGCUUGGACCUUUGUCCUCUUUGUCGGCAUGUACUUUUUACCCGAAUCCCCCCGGUACCUGGUCAAACGACGUCGCGACUUGGACGCCAUGUAUUCGCUUGCCCGCCUCUUCAACGUGUCUGAACAACAUCCAGACGUUCGGUUUGAGCUCGAGGAGAUUAAGACGAGCUUGCAACUUGAAGAGGAACAAGGCGGCGGUACCUAUGCGGAUUGCUUCAGGAUGAGCAACAACAAGGCUCUCCUCCGCACACUGUCUGGGAUUGGCAUCCAAGCCUUUCAGCAGCUCACCGGCAUCAACUUUAUCUUCUACUAUGGCACAACCUUUUUCAAAAACUCGGGGAUUGCCGAUCCGUUUCUCAUCGCUGUAGUCACCAACUGUGUCAACGUCGGCAUGACGAUCCCUGCAUUUUGGGCUAUUGACAAUGUCGGUCGAAGACGGUUGCUCAUCAUUGGAGCACUCGGCAUGAUGGUCUGCGAGUAUCUCAUCGGUAUCAUUGGCGUCAUCAUUUCCGUCGAUAAUCAUACCGGCCAAUCUGUCCUCGUCGCAUUAACCUGUGUCUACAUUGCAUUCUUUGCUUGCACAUGGGGUCCUGUUCCAUGGGUGGUACCCUCGGAGAUUUUCCCACUCGCCAUUCGUGCAAAGGGCGUCUCGCUCUCGACAGCCUCCAACUGGGCUCUCAACUUUGGCAUCGGGUAUGCCGUGCCAUACAUGGUCAACAAGGGCUACGGAGACCUUGGCCCACGCGUCUUUUUCAUCUGGGGCUCUACUUGCCUUGGGUGUGCAGUCUUUACCUAUUUCUGCAUCAUGGAAACAAAGGGACUGUCACUAGAGCAAAUCGACGCGCUCUACCACUAUGUCAACCCGAUUCACUCAUUGUCCUAUCACGACCAGCUCAUUGCGCAUACCAUUCGAUCUGCCGAUGACGAAGCAUUGUCGAGAGGCGAUCCUGUGAGUGCGACGAGCGCGAAUACCGCCCGCGAUAGGCGGUAUAGACUCGGUCCCUUUGGAGGCGAUAGCGAGUUGCAUUAUAUUGGGAGCAAAGAGUGGCAUCGGAGGAGCGAUCAGACACAGGCGUCGAGAUGGAAAUUAUAG